Molecule: messenger RNA, 5133 nt
Organism: Macrosteles quadrilineatus (aster leafhopper)
Lineage: Eukaryota; Metazoa; Arthropoda; Insecta; Hemiptera; Cicadellidae
Gene: Arp1
Product: beta-centractin
Exons: 8
Coding region: 111-1241 (376 amino acids)
Source: RefSeq, a predicted model, not a curated record
AAUUUUGAUGGAUAACUAAAUUCACCACCAACACCAACCACCAACCAACCUUAAAAAUCAUUUCAGAAGUGUCGAUAUCUUUAAUUUAGAAUCCUAUUUUGAAAAGUAUAAUGGAACCUUAUGAUUUAGUCGUAAACCAACCUGUUGUGAUUGAUAACGGAUCUGGUGUAAUCAAAGCUGGUUUUGCUGGUGAUCAAGUUCCAAAAUGCUGCUUUCCAAACUAUAUUGGGCGGCCGAAGCAUGUGAGAGUGAUGGCCGGGGCACUGGAAGGGGACUUGUUUGUAGGGCCAAAAGCAGAAGAGCACCGAGGCUUGCUGAGUAUCCGCUACCCCAUGGAGCACGGGGUGGUCACUGACUGGAAUGACAUGGAGAGGAUAUGGAACUACAUCUACAGCAAUGACCAGCUGCAGACCUUCUCUGAGGAACAUCCUGUGCUGCUCACAGAGGCGCCUCUUAACCCUCGCCGCAACCGCGAGAAAGCUGCCGAGAUAUUCUUUGAGUCUUUCAAUGUACCUGCACUUUAUGUGUCGAUGCAAGCAGUACUUAGUCUCUACGCCACUGGAAGAACGACUGGAGUUGUCCUUGAUUCGGGGGAUGGUGUGACUCAUGCUGUACCUAUAUAUGAAGGCUUUGCCAUGCCCCAUAGUAUAAUGCGAGUGGAUAUUGCUGGUAGAGAUGUCUCUAGAUAUUUGAGAUUGCUACUCAGGAAAGAAGGGGUCAACUUCCGUACGACAGCAGAGUUUGAAAUUGUUCGGACAAUCAAAGAAAAGGCUUGUUACCUGUCAAGUAAUCCCCAGAAAGAAGAAACAGCAGAGACAGAAAAAUACCAAUACAUCCUGCCUGAUGGGAGCACUCUAGAUAUUGGGCCUGCUAGAUUUAGAGCCCCUGAAGUGCUUUUUAGGCCAGAUCUCAUAGGGGAAGAAUAUGAAGGCUUGCAUGAGGUCUUACUAUAUGCUAUCCAAAAGUCUGACAUGGAUCUGAGGAAGGUCUUAUUUCAAAAUAUUGUGCUGUCGGGUGGUUCAACAUUAUUUAAGGGUUUUGGAGACAAAUUGCUGUCCGAAGUUAGAAGGUUGGCACCCAAGGAUAUCAAAAUUAGGAUAUCAGCUCCUCAGGAAAGACUUUAUUCUACAUGGAUUGGAGGUUCCAUUCUUGCCUCUCUGGACACAUUCAAGAGGAUGUGGGUCUCCAAGAGAGAGUUUGAUGAAGAAGGUCGCCGAGCUAUUCAUCGGAAAACCUUCUGAACAUUCUUGAUCAAUACGCUUGUAAAUGCACUAAAAAAUUUGGUUAAAAUAUCAAAGCCACAAAUGUUUUGCUUAUAAGAUACGAAGCUUAUUUAUUUUAUUUAUAUAUUAUUGUUGAUUAUUAUUUAUACACCAGUCUAACCGUUAUAAAAAUUUUAACUCGUCUUGAUUUACUAAUAAUUAAUGUCAUCCUUGUUAAUGGAAAUAAAUAAUCACAGUUUAAAGUCAUGUUCAUGCUCCCAUCUGUGUUAAAAUGUGUACACUCAUGCUUACUGCCAGCAUGUAUAGUAACUAUAACAGAGUGUUUGCUCAAGCAACAAGCUUACUGUCAUCAGGUUGCUAGCAUCAGCAGCAAAUGUGUGAAUAUGUUUUCAGCUGCAGUCUUGUGCGUUUACUAUACUUGUGGCCAGCUGAGGAUUAGGUGUCUGUUUGAACAUUUCACACUAAAAAAUCUGCGUCAUUUUUAUUUCUGUCUUCCAUGAUUAGUUUGCAGGUGUUUGAAAUAUUUUAGUUGUUUUCAUUGUUUCAAUACAUUUUAACCGUAAUGUUUUGUACAUCAAGAGCCAAUGACCAAACAAGUGACACCAUCUUCAUUCAUAAAAAAACUUUCAUGCCAAACCAAACCAGUUUGCUGAAAUUCUUUCUGAAAUAAUCAGUCCUGUUUAGUUUAGCACAUACUAUACAGUGUAACUCCCCAAAAACCUGAAUUUGGUUCUUGAUAGUUCUGACAGUUAUUGCCAAAACUUCAAGUACCAUAUUACGAGGGUUGUUCCAAAAGUAAGUUACACUCUUUUAAAAAGGUAAUAAAAAACUCCAGAAAAACUUUGUAAAGGAUAUAUUUUUAAAGAUAUACUCAAAACCUAUUUUUCUACAUAGUUGCCUUGCAUUUUUGGUACCUUGGCAAAAGUUUUUUUAAACCAGCUUCAUACCAAUCUGCCGCCAUACUGUUUAGCCAACUUUCAACUUCUUGCUUUAGAUCUUCGUUGUUUGCAGAGCGUUUUCCCCCAAGGUGUUGCUUCAGCUGUGGAAAGAGAUGAUAGUCGCUUGGUGCGAGGUCAGGGGAAUAAGGCGGAUGUCCAAAAACAUCCCACCGAAACUCUUCAAGCAGGUCUUGUGUUUGUCUGGCAGAAUGUGGGCGAGCGUUGUCGUGGAACAAAAAAACUUUUUUUGUCAACUUCCUUAUUCUUUUGUUCUGUAUUGCCCUUCGUAGGUUUUUUAACACCUCACAAUAACAUUCUGCGGUAAUCGUGGUCCCAUGAGGCAGGUAGUCAAUCAGUAACACGCCCUUUGAAUCCCUAAAGACGGUUGCCAUAACUUUUCCUGCAGAUUGCACGACUUUUGCUUUUUUUGGUGCAGCCUCAUCUUUUGCUUUCCACACCAUACUCUGUUUUUUUUUUUUUGUUUCGGGAGUCCAAUGAUGAAUCCAUGUUUCAUCUCCGGUCACUAUUCGGUCAAAUAAACCAUCCCCUUCAUCAUCGAAAAAUUGCUGAAAUUGCAAUGCUGCAUCAACUCUCUGCUCCUUGUGUUGUUCUGUGAGCAAGCGUGGAACCCAUCUUGCACAGACUUUUGAGAGGCUUAGAUCUUCAGUAAUUAUUUGAUGAAGUGAAGUACGGCUUAUUUCAACAUUUGGAGGCAGUUCAGUAAGGAUGUCAUCAAGUGUAAGGCGGCGAUCAGUGACAAUGACCCUUCAGACGUCUUCGGCAAUGCUCGCAACUCGGGAAGUUGAAGGUCGGCUACUUCUUUGUUCAUCAUGUGUCGUUGUCCGUCCAUCAAUGAAUGAUUGGCGCCAACGAUGAACCAUAGGCCUAGACAUAACGUCAUCACCGUACACACUACAAAGUUCGCGAUGAAUCUCAGUCGCAUUUUUACUUUUAGUGGUCAAAAAACGAAUGACAGCACGUACUUAACAAUCGGCGGCAGGAACCAGUGGUAACUCCAUGACGGCUAGCGCCUGACUGGUGUAGCGAGCCACGCCCAGCCUUGGGCACGUUGCAGUGCUGCCACAACACCCAGACGCUAAUUCCCUGCUACUCCCAGACUUCUCCCUCAUACCGCACGGAUUUUAUAGAAAAGUGUAACUUACUUUUGGAACGACCCUCGUAUGUCAGUAAGUUUUACUUCUCUAUUGUAAAACAUUUUUAAAGGAAUCAUCCACUGUUUGAAGCUAUCCAUUGGUAUAGUAUGUUUAUUGUUUGAACAUGUUGUCACUUAUUUUUAUAGAAGCUUUAAUUCAAAAUACUAACUUAGGUGAGUUAAGAGUUAACAAUUUUCAACCAAUACUUGGAGAAUUUUAGAUAAUUUUCUAUGGCAUCUGUUUGCUCGGAUUUUGUGUUAUCUAGAUCAUCCAUUCCAUUAUUUAGUUAGACCUGAUAGUGUAUAAAUUUUAGGAAAUAAUGAAUUUGAAUUGUUUUAGUGUAAAACUUUUGUCUAUGUUCUUGUUAUAACAGUUUUAAAUAAUAUGUGAUCUUUUAUUUGAGAAAAUAAAACCUGCUUAUUGAGUUUGUUGAUAUUUUGUGCUUGUGUUGAUUAAUCAUAUUAAUUUUAAAAUGUUCUUUAAACAAGUGUAGGCAUACUUUAAAAUACUACAUUACAUAGUAUGAACAUUGGAAUGUGUGAUGUGAAGUUAUACAGGGUGAAGCAGACCACCCGUUCACAUAUGUACUUUUACGGGAGUACGUUUUCACCUAGAAAAGUGAAAUAAAAUUAUUCCCCCAUAAAUCACAUAUGAAGAAUCCAUUUUAAAUAAUUAGAAAAUUAUCUAAGCAUAGGGUGUUCCAGAAAUGAAGGUCACAGGUUCGAAUCUCAAAAUUUCCUUAUGUUAACAUAUAUCAUACUGUAAAUUUUUAGAAAGGUCUUGCUUAGAGAAACAUUUUGGUGGAAACAGAACUUAAUUAUCUGAAUUCAUUUAAAAAUGGUGGCCACUUUUGUGAAUUUUUUACGUAUUUGAUGUAAUACCCUGUUUUUUGAAAUCGCUAAAAAAUUUUCCAUUCUGUUGAAAAUACGUAAUCCUGGUAAACCCAGCUUUACAAUAAUGUGUCAAUUGUAAAUAAUCCCAAAUAAAAUGCAUGUUAUUUGCAUUACCAAACAAUACCAUAUUUUUUUUUUUUGGGGGGGGCUUAUGAAAGUGUUUCAUAAACUGUACAAUCCAACUGUAGUUAGAUAUUAAACUAGAGGAAAUUUAAAAAAACGCUAAAAAGGCAAAGCCCUAGGACAGGACCUUUUUGGUUAUCAUUCGUGACUCCGCAAAAUCAUAAGCUUUACGACACUUCAAUUGUAAAAAUUGUUUGAGUGGGAUGGCUGAUGUGACGUGAAAAAGCACUGAAAAAGGGAUGUAACAGAAAAAAACUCUUAUUGUAUUAAAUAUAAGGUAAAUUAAAACAUUCAGUAUAAAUAUGAGAGUUUUCUACAAACAAGUUUCUCUUGCAUAGAACUAAAAAACGAUUCCAUUGUGUAGCUCAUGACCUCAGACCAGUUAUGAAAUGGUCUAAAGUGGUUUGGGUGUUCCUCAAGUAAUGUUUUUAAUUUUUUAAAUGUAUGAGCUUGUUUGUGUUGUCCUUACAAUAUAUUAACCUUAUUCGAAAUAUUUUUCAUCUCUACAUGAUUGAAAAUCCUCAUCAGUCAUCUUGUUUACAUUAAAUAUAUAUCUUAGUUAGCUGACAAUGUUAAAAUCGUUUGCUGAGGUAUGAUUUUAUCAAUUGUUGUGUUUUUUUGUUUGAAAUGCGUUUUAUUCUUGAUUGUAUGGAUUUCUGAAACUGUAAAAACCUCACAAUUGCACAGUCUUAAUGUUUGUUUAGUUAUUAAUUAUUUAUGAUUAUGGAUUUAUAUUGGUUGUGUACAUAAGUAUAAGAUUAUGGAAAAAAUAGAAUUUUGUAUUUAAAAUAAUGUAACAUUA